UUAGAUCAGAAGAUGAAGUCUUGCCAACAAAAGGCCAUGGAGACGCUGCUUCACGGACAUGGGUGUGCUAACCAGCUCAAGCUCAUCAUGGACCAAGCCCAAUCAGACACGUCAAUGGAAAGGGAGGAUCUGGCCAAGUCCGUCCUCCAUUGUUUCUCGGAUGCUCUCUCCAUCUUGAUCGAUACUAAUGAUCAUCAUCAUCACCAAGACGAUCAAUCCAAUAACUCAUCUCCCCAGGACUCUUCUCCUGUUCUUGAGAGCGGCAGGAAGUCGCUUAACAAGAGGGGAAGAAAGACAUCAAUGGCAGAGAGCUCAGACUACCGUAGACACGAAUCCCCAAACCCGAUCUACCACGACGGCUUUCUCUGGAGGAAAUACGGACAAAAGCAGAUCAAGGAAUCUGGUCACCAAAGGUAUAUACACAUCCACAUUCUCGCAUACACAUAUAUACUACUUGGUGGUUUUCAGUUGAUUAAAAAAAAAAAGAGUAUAUAUGAUGAAAAUGGCAGGAGUUACUACAAGUGUGCGUACACAAAGGACCAGAACUGUGAAGCAAAAAAGCAGGUGCAGAUGAUCCAACACAACCCUCCGUUGUACUCAACCACUUACUUCGGCCACCACACAUGCCAGCUUCAUCAAGCCUAUGCAACUUUCCCCAUUGACGAAUCUGAUCCACAAGAUUCCCACAUGAUCCGAUUUGAUCACCCAAACUCCUCCACCCAUUAACAUCAACAUCAACAUCAACAUCAGCAUCAGCAUCAGAAUCAGAUUCAUCUCAAAGAUGAUUACAUGAUGUCACCUCAUGAGAAACCAGAAGAGUGGUCGUCUCCAUCUCAGUGGAUGUCCUCCGAGGUUGCCCUCGCGGUCGAGGCUUUCGGGUUUAACCCUUUUCAUACAUCAAGUGACUUAUCAUGACCAUAUAUAUAUCAUUCCCCAUACUUUUUGUUUUGAGUCAAUAUUAUAUAACCAGAUUAAAUAUUACAAAUGAGUGCUGGACUGUUGCCAAGCUUUCUUUUGUUUACCAUCACGGAUUCACGGGGCCAUCAAAAGUG
This is a messenger RNA of Eutrema salsugineum, 1052 nucleotides long. RefSeq names its product probable WRKY transcription factor 62. The coding region runs from base 13 to 726 and encodes 237 amino acids. Lineage: Eukaryota; Viridiplantae; Streptophyta; Magnoliopsida; Brassicales; Brassicaceae. Gene Ontology annotation, molecular function: sequence-specific DNA binding; DNA-binding transcription factor activity. Gene Ontology annotation, biological process: regulation of DNA-templated transcription. The record is from RefSeq and is a predicted model, not a curated record. The transcript is spliced from 2 exons.